AUGAGGAACCUUGUUGUGCUAGGCGGAGCUUCUAUCUCCAACCUCACCAAAUCUAUUUGCAAGAACUUAACGCUUGAUGUUGGCCAGGUAGACCUGAAAAAGUUCUCCAACGGAGAGACUUCCAUCGAGAUUAGAGACUCUGUGCGUGAGAAGGACGUCUUCAUCAUACAGAACGGUUCUGGUGAUGUCAAUGACAACUUUCUUGAGCUUCUCAUAUUGGUUUCGGCAUGUAAGAUCUCCAGUGCAAGGCGUGUCACUGUUGUGCUCCCGUUUUUCCCAUAUUCGAGACAACCAGAAAACCCACGGGUAGCGAUGGAUGCAAGGGAAACACUACCCACUGCUCCAGGUCUUUCUCAUUUUUUGAGCAAACCUAAACAGAUCAUCACUAACUCAGCUGCCCCAAACAACUUGGGUGCCGUGGAUGAAAACGGCAGAGACGAAAGUGGCUAUAAACAGUGGGUCAGUAGCAACGGUACUUUAGUUGCGAACUUAUUGAUGACGGCUGGUGCAGACAGAUGCAUGACGAUGGACUUGCAUGAUCCACAGUUUCAGGGAUUCUUUGACAUUUCCGUGGAUAACUUGUACCUGAUGCCACUUUUCAAGAGAUACAUAGUGGACUACAUUCCCAACUACAAGGAGUGCGUCAUUGUGUCACCAGAUAGUGGAGGAGCCAAGAGAGCUACCGCCAUUGCAGAUGCCUUGGGAUGUUCUUUUGCAUUGAUUCAUAAGGAAAGAAGAAUCAAAGUUGCUCCCCAGACCAUCGGCUCUCCGAUUCUUUCUGCUACAGUGUCUAUGAACCAGACUAACUCCACAACGGAGAUGGUAAACUCAUCUAUGCUAGUGGGAGAUGUCAAGGACCGUAUAUGUGUGUUGAUCGACGACAUUGCUGAUACUUGUACCACCAUCACUAGAGCAGCGCAGCUUUUAAAGAGCACGGGUGCCUCCAAGGUGUACUGUCUUGUUACCCACGCUAUUUUCAGUGGAGAUGGCCUUGAGAAAGUUCUUAUAUCGGACAUUGACAAGUUUAUCACCACUAACAGUAUUCCUCAGACUACCAACAGUGUCUUCCUCGGUCCAGACCGGUUUGAGGUUUUGGAUGUUUCCAGGAUCUUUGCUGAAGCUAUCAGAAGAAUCCACAACGGUGAAUCUGUGUCGAUGUUGUUUGAUCAUGGAUGGUAA
Sungouiella intermedia is the source of this 1179-nucleotide messenger RNA. Lineage: Eukaryota; Fungi; Ascomycota; Pichiomycetes; Serinales; Metschnikowiaceae. The record is from the annotation of a GenBank genome assembly.